This is a messenger RNA of Acanthosepion pharaonis, 999 nucleotides long. Lineage: Eukaryota; Metazoa; Mollusca; Cephalopoda; Sepiida; Sepiidae. The record is from the annotation of a GenBank genome assembly.
AUGCCGUCUGGAUCUUUGCGAUUUGCCGGCGACGAACAGUCAAAUGGGACAAAAGUUCCCAAAGACAGACUCACGAUGCUUCAGUUCACAAACAUGGACGGCAGUGAAAAGCAAGCUGUAGUUGUUGGUAAGUCGGCAAAACCAUGCUGCUGCUUUAAAAAUGUCAAAACUCUGCCGUUUUCUUACUUCGCUAAUCGUAAAGCCUGGAUGACUAGUCAGCUGUUUACUGAUGUUAUGAAAACGCUUGAUCGAAAAAUGAUUGCUCAAAAUCGAAAGAUUAUUCUGUUUUUGGACAAUGCAACUUGUCAUAACUUACUGCCGGGUACAAAUCUGUCAAACAUCAAAUUGUCGUUCAUGCCACCAAACACCACCAGUCUCAUUCAACCUUUUGAUCAAGGCAUCAUUCGUUCAUUCAAAGUGUAUUAUCGUCGGGAACUUGUUCGAAUGCAAAUCGCAGCGAUCGAUGCUACACCGCCAGUGCCGCUGUCCGAGGUGGCCAAGCAAAUAACUGUUUUGAAGGCCAUGCACAUGAUGAAGCGAGCACUUUUCAUGGUCAAACCGUCAACAAUUCAAAAAACCAACAAAAAGACCGGCUUUGUCAUUGAAUCACAGGCUGAUAUGGAAGAAAUACUCGACGAAAAUGAUCAAGUUUCUCCACCAUCGGGCAUGGAGCAAACAGAUUUUGACGAAUUUAUCAGCUUCGACGACCGUACACAAUGUUAUGGAGAACUGACUGACACGGACAUCACACGUGGUAUAAAAUCGGAUGAUCAAGAUUUUGACGAAGAUGAUGAUGCUGAAAGCGUAAGUUCUGAAGUUUCUGAAAGUGACAAACCAGUGCCAAAUUCUCCUGCUGCAUUGAAUGCGCUUGAAACUCUGACAGCCUACUUUGAAGCAAAAAGCAGUAAUCCUGAUGGCGCAUUGAAAAUGAUUUACGGACUGGAUGAAAGUGUUCAUGAUGUUAACAAAGAGAUUUUCUGUACAAUCAAAAAUGACUGA